AUGGAUACUUUAUUUUUUAAAAUAUUUAGAAAUAUGUUUUUAUUUAAAAAAAUUUUUAGUUAUGUAAAGAAUAGUAGAUUUGGGUUUACAUCAUUAAAGAGAAAACCAAUAUCAGUUAUUUUAAAAGAUAAAAAAUUAUUAAGUCAAUAUUAUCAAUCAUAUGUUUACAAUAAAUCAAUUACCAAUGAAAAUAGUAUUAAAAAUGAAUAUGAUAGUAUUUUAUAUUUUAUGAUUGAAGAUGCAAGUACAAUAACAUAUGAAAUGUUUAAAACUUUAUAUUGUGAUAACUUGGAUUAUUAUGAAAAUAAGACAGAAAGAUUAAUGAAAUGGUAUUUUUUAUUUUCAGAUGAUAUUAAAAUUAUUCAAUAUUUAAUUGAACAACGUUCAUUAAAAAUAUUUAUUCUUUCAAAUAUAAUAGAUGAAAAAAAAUAUAUGACAAAUUUAGAAUCUUAUAUUUUAUUUUUAAGUAAAAAUAAAAUAUAUAAUUCAAUUUCUUCUUCUUCCUCCUCUUCCUCUUCUUCUUCCUCUAAUUUUAAUCCAUCCUCUUCUACCUCUACUUUUAAUUUAAACUCAAACUCAUCAACUAGAUUAGAAACAUUAAAUUAUUUAAUUGAAACUUUUAAAAAAGAAACUAACAAAUCAAUAAAUAAAGAAAUAGAAUUAUCACAUGAAGUACUAUUACAAAGUUUAGAUUCUACAUGUGAAAUUGAAUACCAUGAAAGAUUAUUUAAAUUAUGUUUAAAUGAUUUAAAAAGAUCAGAAAUUAAUAUUGCAAGACUUUUAGGAAAAUUAAUUAAAACUGGUAAUUUAGAGAUGACAGAAUUAUAUAUUAAAGAAUUUAAAAAUUUUCAAUGUACUAAUGAAAAGGAAAUUGAAAAUUUUUCAAUUAUAACUUCAAAUAAUUCUAUACUUAGUGAUGGUGUAUUAGAUAUAAUUUAUAAAUCUUUAAAAAAUUCAAUUUCAGUAUUUAUUAAAUUGGUUAAAAAUAAUAAUAUUAGAUUUAAUGAAUUCGAACAAAUUAAUAAAUUCUUUUAUUUAAAUCAAUUAUCUAUUGAAUAUUACUAUCAAGUUAUUGAAUAUUGUGAUGAAAAGGGAUUACCAAAAAGACUUGAUGCAGAAUCUUCACAAAUUAAAAAAAUUGCAAAUUUAAAAAGUUUAAUCUAUUUAAUUGAAAAUAAAAAUUCAUUCACUCCAAAUUUAUCAUUUGAUAGAGGAUAUUUAUUAUUGUAUACUACCAAAAUAUCAAAGGAUUUUGAUACAUUUAAAUUUAUUGUAGAUCCAAAAAAUCAAUCCCAUUUUAAAGGAAAAGGAAUUAUAAAUUUAAAUUCUAGUUAUCAAAUUGUUAAAUACUCUUUAGAACAUUUAUCAAAUAUUUAUCUUGAAAAUAUAGAUGGUCGUAUUCAAUUUUUAGAUGUUUAUUUAACAAACUCUUAUUGUGAUGAUAAAGAAUUUGUAAAAUAUAUAAUUCAAAAAAGAAUUGAAAAUCCAGAUACACUCUCACCAAUUCAAUUAACCUAUAGGUCAUUAGAUAGAGUUUGUUUAAAUGGACAAACUGAACUUGCUAAAUUAUUCAUAGAAAAUGAACCAACUUUAAAAAUUGGUAUUUCCAGAGAUGCAAUUAAUAAUGCUAUAAAAUCUGGUAAUUUAGAAACUGUUGAAUUGCUUAAAAAUGUUAAAAUAACAAAAUAUGGUGAAUUAAAAGUAAUUCAAGAAUCUUCAAUAGAAUAUAUAACUGAUAAUUAUAGAAAUGAUAUAUUUGAUUCAUUAUUAAAUAGUAGUUAUUCAAAGAUUUUAAAAGAUAAAAUUUUUUCAAUGAAUAUAAUAAUACCUGAAAAUAUUUUUAAAAUUUUAAAUAAAUAA
This is a messenger RNA of Dictyostelium discoideum AX4, 1860 nucleotides long. RefSeq lists its product as hypothetical. NCBI's taxonomy places the organism in Eukaryota, Evosea, Eumycetozoa, Dictyosteliales, Dictyosteliaceae. The transcript has a single exon. The record is from RefSeq and is a predicted model, not a curated record. Bases 1 to 1860 code for a protein of 619 amino acids.